Stegastes partitus (bicolor damselfish) is the source of this 2214-nucleotide messenger RNA. RefSeq names its product glutaminyl-peptide cyclotransferase (gene qpct). Bases 35 to 1162 code for a protein of 375 amino acids. The transcript is spliced from 7 exons. NCBI's taxonomy places the organism in Eukaryota, Metazoa, Chordata, Actinopteri, Pomacentridae. Gene Ontology annotation, molecular function: glutaminyl-peptide cyclotransferase activity; zinc ion binding. The record is from RefSeq and is a predicted model, not a curated record.
GAUCUGAAAGCUCUCACACAGAGGAGAGACAGGAAUGUGGAAAGGAGCGACAACAUCGAUGGCUGUGCGCGGCCGCACUCCCUCCACGAUGCGUUUGUUUUACGCUGUGGCCGUCUGGGUGGCGUUUAUCCACCACACCAACGGAGUCCCUUGGACGGAAGAAAAGCUCCAUCACAGAGCUGUCACACUAACACAGGAUGAGAUCCGCACCGCCUUGUCUCACACAGACCUGGAGCAGAUGUGGCAGAGGGACCUGAGGCCGCUGCUGGUUAUCCGGUACCCAGGAUCUAACGGCAGCCGGGCCGUGCAGGAACACAUCAAAACGACCCUCGGUUCGCUGGGAGCAGGCUGGGAAGUGACGGAGGAUAAGUUUAUGUCACGAACACCCUAUGGCCCUCUGCCCUUCACCAACCUAAUUGCCACCCUCAACCCAUCAGCAAAGCGCCGCCUGGUCCUCGCGUGUCACUACGACUCCAAAUACUACCCGCCGCAGUGGCACGGUAGGGAGUUCUACGGCGCCACUGAUUCUGCUGUUCCCUGUGCCAUGAUGCUGGAGCUGGCACGAGCCCUGGAUGAAGAACUGAAAGCUCAGAAGAUCUCCAGUCCAGACCUGACCCUGCAGUUGCUCUUCUUUGACGGAGAGGAGGCUCUGUUCCAGUGGACGUCCACAGACUCCCUGUACGGCUCUCGACACCUGGCCCAGAAGAUGGAGAUCACCCCCCAUCCCGCCGGAGCCACAGACACCAACCAGCUGCACGGCAUAGAUCUGUUCGUGUUGCUGGACCUGAUCGGUGCUCCGAGCCCUCGCUUCGGCAACCAGUUCCCCAGCACGGCGCCCUGGCUCUCCAGACUGCAGGGCAUUGAAAAACGUCUACACUCGAUGAACCUGCUUGCGGAUCAUCCUGACAGUGUCGAGUAUUUCUGGCCCAGUCAGCCUGUGGGCAGCGUACUAGACGAUCACGUACCGUUCCUGAACAGAGGCGUUCGGAUCCUCCACCUCAUCCCCUCCCCGUUCCCACCCGUGUGGCACACGUUCGACGACAACGAGCAGAACCUGGAUCGCGACACCAUCGGGAACCUCAACAAGAUCCUGCAGGUUUUUGUUCUGGAGUACCUCAACGCCAGACCCACCGUCCCUUCAAACCCGCAAAAUGCCCCAUAAACCUCUGCUCUUCAUCUUUUCUCACUUCAUUGUAGUAAAAAUCUUCAGGUACUACUUUUUGGACUGAGUGAACACACCUUACUGACUUCUAUACAUCCUAAAUGCUCCUUGGUUUAAUGAUUAAGAUGAGAUUAAAACUCAGAGUGCCUACUCCGGAGAACAUUUAUUUAGACGUGCUUGUUGUCGUCUACAUGGGCAAAUGCACUUUUAUUUUCAUGUUUACAUCUGAGUAAAGGUUUAUAUUUUGUCUUAUGUGACCAACAUGACAUGGAUUUUCUUCUUUAAUGGCUUCAGGAGAGAGGCUAAGACUCCCAACUUAAGCUUUCUCCCCAGCAACAACAUCAGCACACAGGAUCUUCAGUGUAUUUUUCACUACACUGCUCUCUUUAUAUCAGCCGGAGGCCCUCAUUUACACUGUGAGGAGGCAUCUGAGUCUUUUUCUGCCUCAAAGAGGGCGAAAAAGAGCAGUGCAGAGUGAAAUAAAGAAGUUAGAAUGUGAUGACACUCUUUACUUGAAAAGUUUUCUGAGCAAGAGUGUAACAUAUGAAGGCAUUGCAAGUCCAAACAUGGUGAUAAUUUUGUUAUAAAUUGCUUUGGGAACAGUUUAAGCCUGAAAGCACUUGCUUGUAGUCAUAUAAUGACGUCUAGGAAUCCCUGAUCUGUUAUGUUGUGUGAAAAAUAUAAUAUGGCCACCCACACAGAUGCUCCCAAACAUAUUGGCGACGCACAUGAGAUGGUGCCACACUGUGUGUUUGAGCUGCAGAGCAUUUCCUCUCCUCCAGUAAAUCUGUUCAGUGUUUAGAGAACAAACGCGUCAGUGGCAGGAAGAGGGGGGUUCAUUUGUACUAAAGCAACAUCUUCAGCUCUUUAUAUCCUGUCAUCUUACGUGGUGAAGUGGAUGACUUCCUGUGCUGAUGUUUCAUGUGCCUGCCUUUGUUUAUAUGACAUUAUUAGCCUGAAUUUAAUGUAGAUGCUGGAAUAAUAUACACUGCCAAAACUGGACGUCCUGUAUCCUGAGACCGAAAUAAAUGUUGAUUCAGAAAACAAAAGGA